AUGGUCUAUGAACAGAAUAUACUGCCAUCAAAUUCCACGCCUAGCCAUUUGGCAGCAAAAGUUGGUGUAAUUUACAUGAUUUUUGCGGUGGGGAUACUUGGCGAAGAACAAAGUAAUGGGAAUGAUGAGAUCCAUCCCGAAAGCGAAAGUGAACGAUGGUAUGCUGCAGCCAGGCAUAUGAUGUCAAUUGAGACCGGACCGCCAGCCUUGGAGACUAUUCAAGUGCGACUAGGAAUAUGUCUGUUUCUUUUAUCUUCCUCGCGGGCUAAUCAGUGCUGGUAUAUGUUUGGGACCACUAUGCAACUAGUGACCGCUCUGGGAUUGCAUCGGAGACAACUAUCCAAGAUGACACGCGGGGGACCGGCAUAUGUAGACCAGGAGUUACGCAAGCGUAUUUUCUGGAGCGCUUAUACUUUAGACAAGUAUUUGAGUGUUAUGUUUGGGCGGCCACGGCUGUUGAGUGAUGAAGAUAUCGACCAGGAUUUCCCAGAUGAAGUAAAUGACGAGGAUAUGUUCCUUGAAGCACCACCGCGAAUUCAAGACGCUAUGGAUGACACGGAUGUACUUCUAAGGCUCGGACUUAUCAUGGGCGAGAUCUCUAGGAGGGUGUAUCCUAUCAAAGCCGUAUCUACAGUGGCACCAUACGAGGCGGCAAUAGAACUUGUUGCCGAGUUACGCGAGUGGAAAGCAAGUGUCCAUCCCCUGUUCGGCAGUGUUCGGGCUUCCAGCUUGAUACCACCACUUUGUCGGCAAAGCCACGUUUUACACUUUGCAUAUAAUCAUGCCAUGAUACAUGCAACUCGACUAUUUAUCCUCAACGACUUCACUGAUUUGUCUCGCCGCCCACUAGUACCUCUUGACCUGGUUACAACUCAUGUAAAAAACUGUAUUGAUGCAGCCAAAGAUGUGAUGCAGCGGGUAGAUACUUUGGCUGAGCAAGGGUCCAUGCCGGAGUCUUUCUGGUUCACCCAUUACAUAUGUUUUUGCGCUAUUAUUGUGGUGUACAUUUACACAAUUCAACAACAUCAGUCUUCUCCUGGCCCGACGACCCCCAGUGUUUCCAGCACAACAGAGGAUGUGCAGGACCUAUUUAGUCUUGCAGAGAAAUGUCAGAUUCAUCUUGCAACUGCUACCCGUAAAAAUUGUCCAAGUCGAAGAUAUGGGAUCAUUUUGGAAGAAUUGAGACUCGAAGUGCACAGGCAGCUCUCUGCGACAAAUAUAUAUCCUAAUCAACCGCAACCUAUUGAAGUUGAAAGUGCAGAACAAAAUCUACAACCGGGCAAUAAAGCAUAUCAACCAGAAGAAUCAACUUUUGAUCAACCGGCCACAUCUAUGAAUACAGGCUUAAAUCCGUUCCCAUAUCUGGGGCAAACCUCUGUCCCGGGCGUGGAAGAUCCUAAUCUUAUGAGAGAUGAUGACUUUGAUUUCUUGAAUACCUUAGAUGGGUCUAUUUGGUGGACACAGUUGGACUCUUGGGUAUGA
Molecule: messenger RNA, 1482 nt
Organism: Talaromyces atroroseus
Lineage: Eukaryota; Fungi; Ascomycota; Eurotiomycetes; Eurotiales; Trichocomaceae
Exons: 3
Coding region: 1-1482 (493 amino acids)
Biological process (GO): DNA-templated transcription; positive regulation of transcription by RNA polymerase II
Cellular component (GO): nucleus
Molecular function (GO): sequence-specific DNA binding; zinc ion binding
Source: RefSeq, a predicted model, not a curated record